Molecule: messenger RNA, 396 nt
Organism: Acanthoscelides obtectus
Lineage: Eukaryota; Metazoa; Arthropoda; Insecta; Coleoptera; Chrysomelidae
Source: the annotation of a GenBank genome assembly
AUGUAUUUUCAUGUGAAAAGAUUCCAUUUUCAUGAGCAAAAAAUCUACCAGUUGUUGGUGAUUUCUAAAUGCAUUGACACUAACCCAAAGAACAAAAAGACGACACUGGCGAUCCAAAUAAUUCAUACAGAAAAAUGCAUUCUAAAAUUAGGAUCCUCUCCCAAAAACAUUGAAAAUUCAUCUUCUUGCAUAUCAAUUUCCAAAACAGGCGAGGCAUUCUUGGACGCAGUCAGUUCGCGCCCGAGCUCUACUGAGGUACCUGCCAUCCCGUCGCCGUCGGGCUCAGCAGCGGCAUCGAUGAUUAUUGACUCCGUUUCGCGCAGAGAACGGUCGUCAAAAUCUGAAAAUGUCGGACCGCGCGGGUGCCGAUCAACGCUGCCUUGUCAUCGUGCUUAG